Actinia tenebrosa (Australian red waratah sea anemone) is the source of this 2663-nucleotide messenger RNA. RefSeq names its product allantoicase. Gene Ontology annotation, molecular function: allantoicase activity. Gene Ontology annotation, biological process: allantoin catabolic process. Lineage: Eukaryota; Metazoa; Cnidaria; Anthozoa; Actiniaria; Actiniidae. The record is from RefSeq and is a predicted model, not a curated record.
AUAGAAUAACGUGUACAAAUCAAAAUGGCGGCUAGACCUGAGUCACGUUUGGAUGGCGACGCCGCGCCAUCUUUUACGGACUUAAACAACUUAGCUGCUGCUGAGGUUGGCGGUGACGUUGUCUUUGCCACAGAUGACUGGUUUGCAAUAUCUGUCAACAUGCUAAAGUCCGAUCCACCAGAGUGGAGAGAAGGGGUCUUCACAGCCUCUGGAAAGUGGAUGGAUGGAUGGGAAACAAGAAGGAAAAGGAUUGCACAUCAUGAUUGGUGUAUCAUCAAGUUGGGUAUUCCAGGAAUCAUCAAGGGCUUGGAUAUUGAUACUUCGUAUUUUACUGGGAAUUAUCCUCCAAGAGCGUCAAUCCAGGCAGCUUGUUUACCCGAAGAUGUGGAAUUUCCAGAGUAUGCAAAAGAAUUAGGAUCCUGUGCAACAUUAGAUCAGAUGGAAGAAAUAAAAACAAUAAAAUCAGAGGAAUGGACAGAAAUAUUGCCAAGAAGUAAUCUUAAACCUGGAUAUAAAGACACAUGUCACAACUAUUUUCCAGUUAAUUCAGAAACAAGAUUCACACAUCUGAGGUUGAACCUGUUUCCUGAUGGUGGAAUGGCAAGACUCAAGGUCUAUGGGUAUGCUCUAAAGGAUUGGAGCAAGAUCUCCCCAGACAAGAUGAUCGACUUGGCAGCCAUGCUAAAUGGAGGAAUAGCCUUAUCUUGGAGUAACAAACAUUAUGGUCACCCUAGAAACCUGGUAGCUCCAGGAAGAGCUCCAAACAUGGGAAGUGGAUGGGAAACAGCCAGACGACUUGAUAGACCACCAAUUCUACAGUACAGGAAAGAUGGAUGCAUUGAUUUUCAAGGUCACGAAUGGGCAAUCCUAAAGCUUGGUCACCCAGGAAUUGUAAAGAAGAUUGAAGUUGACACUAAUCAUUUUAAAGGAAACUUCCCUGACUCCUGUAUUAUUGAAGGAUGUGCAAUGGAUGCUGAGACUGAGAAUGUGUUUUCAAGUAGUCCAGAACAUGUGAAUUUACCUUGGAAAAUGCUCUUGCCAUCAAGCAAACUUGCACCACAUAAACGGCACCUUUACACCAGUGAAGUACAAGACUGUGGUAUUAUCACUCAUGUGAAGGUCACUAUUUACCCGGAUGGUGGAAUAAGCCGCCUAAGGUUGUACGGCUAUCCAAGAACAUGGAAUGGACACCAAAAAAACUUCUAAACUCUGAGAUGUGCUAAUGGCAGAAUAACCCUUCCAACCCCUCCCUUGCUUCUAGACCUAAAUAGAGAUUAACUUGAAAUAAAUCCAUGAUAUUUUAUUAAUAUUUUCUACAUAUUAAUUUUCUAACAAUAAUUACUAUUUAUUUCUAAACUCUUUGUAUAAUGCGAUUGGAUCUCCUAAAAAAAUGUGAGACAGUUCUUAACUAAUACUAGAUACUAGUUCACUUCACCCUAAUAAAUUAUUGACCACAUUUAAAACUAACUUCUGAGAUUGGAAAACAAAAGGAGAAAUCAGAAUAACGAAGCAAGCCACUCAUGGAUUUGAGGCUAAGCUCACAUACAGUACAGUAUAAAAUGGAUAAUCAUAAUGAUCUAUAAAAUAAGAUAGCAGAUUCACCUACUGAGAGCUUUAAACUAUACAAUCUAGUAUAAGUAAAAAUGGAUUUGGAUUUCACAAAUGUGAGAACAUUCUUGCCUAAAACUGGAUUCAAUUUCACAAAGAUUUGAGGCACUAUCUACAAUUAAGGCAAUUUCAAACAAAAUUUGGUACAAAGAACAAAAAUAUGAUAAUAUUCCUGUUUAAUACUAUUUGUGUACUAGGUACUUUGUUAAAAAGUUGAAAUAUAUAAUAUUAAAAUAAUUACCGGUAUUGUCAUUGUUGUAAUACUAGCUAGCUUUCAAUGAAUUAAUUUAUAAUUAAACCUUGUAUCUACAUCUAAUAAGAAUGGUUGUAUUAUUUUAUCAAAACAUUAGGCAAUAUUUUAGUAAUAUACUGUAUUAUAUAUAGAGCUGUUAAGUGUGACGUAAUUCGAAUGAAAGACGACUUCCCGGUCCAAUUUAUUAAUAACUUAUACAGACAUUUUUCUGUGUUUUUUCUUCAUAGCAAGACUUUCUGUUCAUAUAUCUAAUUGUUGAAAGUAGAGAAUAAAACCUGGGAAUAAGUUGUUGCAAGAUUUUAGCGAUCUUUUUGUGUGAUUGGAGUCGGAAAUACGUCACGACUUAAAAAGCCUAUAGUUUAAUAUAGUAUUAUUCUUAGAGUGGAUUUUUAUAAACCACGAAACAAAAUGUACUAAUUAGAGUGUAAAAGUCAGAUAAAACACUACAGAAAACAAGAGAAUUAGAGUGUAAUAGUACUAAAUAAGCUAAAGUGCAUUUCAUGGGUUUAUGAAAAACACUCUAUUUUUCAUUGUGAUGAACGAUUGAUUUUGAAGUGUAUUACCUUUUCUUUCCUUUUCUUUUCUUCUUUCUCGGUAUUUCUCUCUUCCUUUCUUUCUUUCUUUUUUUUUUUUUUUUCGUGGAAAAUCCUCACUGUCUAUUUUGUACGACCGACUAAUUGGUCUAUAAAUAUGUGUAUUAAUUAAAUAUGCAAAAUAAUCAGAAAUUAAGAUAAAUAAUUGUGCAUGUCAUUGUUAAGUUAAUUGUCGGUUUUGCUAUGAUAAAAUAUUUUCUUGCGAAGAA